UUUCCCAGUAAUCAUUUCCAUCACAUGGAAUCAAGGAACAAGACACAAAUUUCAGAAUUUCUCCUUCUGGGACUUUCAGAGGAGCCAGCAUUGCAGCCCCUUAUAUUUGGGCUUUUCCUCUUCAUGUACCUGAUAACUGUGAUUGGAAACCUGCUCAUCAUCCUGGCCGUCAGCUCAGACCCCCACCUUUACACCCCGAUGUACUUCUUCCUCUCUAACUUGUCUUUUGUAGACAUCUGUUUUACAUCCACCACCAUCCCAAAGAUGCUGUGGAACAUCCAGACACAGAGCAAAGUCAUCACCUAUGAAGGCUGCAUUGUCCAGGUGUAUUUUUAUUUACUCUUUGCAGCAUUAGAUGACUUUCUUCUGACCGUGAUGGCCUAUGACCGGUAUGUGGCUAUCUGUCACCCCCUGCACUACACAGUCAUCAUGCACCCCCGGCUCUGUGGACUGCUGGUGCUGGUGUCCUGGAUCUUGAGUGCCCUCUUUCCCCUGUUACACAGCUUAACGGUGUUGCGACUGUCCUUCUGCUCAGACUUGGAAAUCCACCACUUUUUCUGUGAAAUCACAUGGCUGAUCAGACUGGCCUGUUCUGACCCCUUUCUCAAUAACAUGAUAAUGUAUUUUGGAUCUGUAAUUCUCGGGGGUGUUCCCCUGGCUGGUAUCCUUUACUCUUACACUAAGAUAGUGUUCUCUAUCUGUGGAAUCUCAUCAGCUCAGGGGCAGUAUAAAGCAUUCUCCACCUGUGCAUCUCACCUCUCAGUUGUCUCCUUAUUUUAUUGUUCAGCCUUAGGAGUGUAUCUUAGCUUCACUGCUACCCACAGCUCGCACAUGAGUGCUAUAGUAUCGGUGAUGUACACUGUGGUCACACCCAUGCUGAAUCCCUUCAUCUAUAGUCUGAGAAAUAAAGACAUAAAAAUGGCUCUGAAAAGAUUCUUUGGGAUGGAAAUGUUUGUAAAAGGGCCAUUUGCCCUUGGACUGAAAAACUGCCCAUGA
Bubalus bubalis (water buffalo) is the source of this 996-nucleotide messenger RNA. Its product is annotated as olfactory receptor-like protein OLF4. Gene Ontology annotation, cellular component: membrane. Gene Ontology annotation, molecular function: olfactory receptor activity; G protein-coupled receptor activity. The record is from RefSeq and is a predicted model, not a curated record. The transcript has a single exon. The coding region runs from base 25 to 996 and encodes 323 amino acids. Lineage: Eukaryota; Metazoa; Chordata; Mammalia; Artiodactyla; Bovidae. Gene Ontology annotation, biological process: G protein-coupled receptor signaling pathway.